Molecule: messenger RNA, 5020 nt
Organism: Amborella trichopoda
Lineage: Eukaryota; Viridiplantae; Streptophyta; Magnoliopsida; Amborellales; Amborellaceae
Source: RefSeq, a predicted model, not a curated record
UCGAUCUAACACCUGAGUCAAACACGCUCUCUCUUAAAUAUGGCUUGUCAAAGAGCGGAGGACACAAUUUCCCCCUGCUUCUCUCUCUUUUUUGUUGAUCAAUGGAGGAAUUUGAUUGAAACUCAUCUGCGUGCUCUUUGGGUUUUUGUACGGGAUCGACUCUGAUCAAUAGAUUUGGUCAGAAUCAUCGUUGCUUGGUGUUUGAGGAAAAACGGAACGGUCUCUUGGUCUUCUAAACACCCUCUGAUUGCAAAAUUAGGGUUUUCAUUUUUGGGGCAUUGAGUAGAAAGGAUCAUGGGCUGUCGAAUUUUCUAGUUUUUAGAUUCCUUGGAUAUGAAAUUGGGCUUUUUUAGGCAAUAGAGAAGGCAACUUUUGUAUGUUGUUAAGGCUUUCCAGUAUUUAGAGCCCUUGGGGUUCAGGGAUUGGGUUUUCCUUUUUGGGCAAGAAAACAUUAUUGGGUUCUUGAAAUUUUUUAGCUCUGAGAGUUCUGGGCUGGAAUACUGAUUCUCUUUCUUUUGUUUGGGUCACAGGGGAAUAAAAGAUUAGUUAUCGAGAAGUUAUACAAGAUUUUCGUUUAUUUUUGGGUUUGUGAAUAACAUGGAUAGCGGUGGUUGGAUGCCUGGUCAAGGCCAGGGUGAUCCAGUUCUAACAGAUGCUAACGAUUGGAGAACAGAACUUACAGCCGAAAAUAGGCAGAAGAUUGUGAAUAAGAUAAUGGAGACUCUUAAGAGGCACUUGCCUGCAGGUGGCCCCGAUGGACUGUCUGAACUCAGGAAAAUUGCUGCAAGAUUUGAAGAGAAGAUCUUUACUAGUGCUGAGCACCAGGCGGAUUAUUUGAGGAAAAUUUCUCUAAAGAUGCUCACUAUGGAGACAAAAUCUACCAUGGGGAAUUCUAUGGCAUCAAACUCUACUGGUGGAAACCAAAAUAUGCAAGAUCAAGCUUCGAUUGCCCUACAAUCGCAAGUGCGCAACCAAGGCCAACCCAUGUCAAUGCCCUUGGCUAAUCAAGUGCAAUCACGACAACAACUUCUACAACAAAAUCUUUCAACUACCAUCCCAUCGGGUGCUAUGCAAGGCUCGACUAAUUUACCGCCUGCCCUCUCUACGAUGUCGACCCUAGCUCAGCCUGCCAUCUCAAAUGUCAUCAGCCAGAGCUCUUCGCUCCAGAACUCAAUGACCGGACUUUCUCAAAACUCGAUGACCGGCACAGUUGGGCAUGGAGUAGUACCAAACCAGAACAUGUUCUCAAACUCUCAAAGGCCUCUCCAAGUUAGACAGCACCAGCUUCCACAGGUUUCUCAGCAACAACCGCAAAACCAGCAGUCCCAUGUAGUUUAUCAGCAACAGAUUCAUCAACAACUAAUGAAGCAAAAGCUUCAGCAACAGCAGGCGCACCUUCAACCUUCUCUCCUGCAACAAACCCAUAUGCAACAGCAGCAGCAACAACAACAACAACAACAACAACAACAACAACAACAAAGUCUCAUGCAAUCGAGCCAACAAUCCAGUGGCCUCCAGUCUAGUCAGCCGUCUCUCCAGCAAGCCCAGUCCUCUCAACCAUCCUUAGUUCAGCAAUCGAUCUUAAGGCAAUCACAAACCCAGCAAUCUGUUCCAUCAAGCAUGCUACACCAGCAGCAAAACUCCAUAGUUCAGCAACCAAAUCUUCCAUCUCAACAGCAAAUGGGGCAACAACAACCACAACAACAACAGCAGCAGCAGCAGCAGCAACAAGCACCUCCAUCAAAUAUGAAUCAGAUGUUGGGUCCGCAGGCGAGUAAUCCCCCUGACCUGCAACAACAGCAACAGAGGAUGUUGGGUCAGCAAAAUAUGUUGUCGAACAUGCAACAAAUGGCUCAACAAAACAAUGUCCCCAAUAUGCAUCAACAACAACAAUUGGGCCAACAAAACAGUAUUCCUGGUCUACAACAACAGCAACCAUCCAGUGUGUCUCAGCAUCAGCAUAAUAUUCAUCAGCUUCUCCAUCAGCCAAGAGUUGCUCAAUCUCAACAAGCUUCAUCAACCCUUUUGAAUCAGCAAGGUGCACAGUCUCAGUCCCAAACAUCACAGCAACAGCUCAUGUCUCAGCUUCAAGCUCACCAGCAGCAGCAGCAGCAACAAGUGAUGCAACAACAACCAGGCUCGAUGCAACAGGAUAUGCAUCAAAGACUACAGGCAUCAGGGGGUUUAAUGCAACAUCAGAGUGGUGUUGAUCAGAAACCACUGUUUCAGCAGCAAAGAGGGGUGGCUGAGGCCCCUUCAUCAUCCAUGGAUUCCACAGCGCAGACUGGUCAAUCAACUGCAAUAGAUUGGCAAGAGGAGGUCUAUCAGAAGAUUAAAAGCUUGAAGGAGAUGUACUAUGCAGAACUUAAUGAACUUUUUCAAAAGCUGGUCACAAAAUGCCAGCAGCAAGAUACUCUUGUGCAGCCUCCAUUGCAUUCUGAUCAAAUGGAGAAGCUCCGCCAUUACAAAAACCUCCUUGAACGCAUAAUAGCUUAUUUUCAGGCCCCUAAAAGCAGUCUCUCAUCGAGUUUCAGGGAGAAGCUCCCAGCCUUUGAGAAACAAAUCCUCAAUAUACUUGCUUUAUUCAAGCAGAAGAAACCCACCGCUCAACAAAUGCAGGUUCAGCAGCAACAGCUUCAACAGCAAAGUGGCGGCCAGACACAACCCAUGCAACAGCUACAACCACAACCUCAGAUUCCUCAAAUUCAUCAACAACAACAACACGAAAACCAUGUGAACCCAAUACAACAGGUAAACAUGCAGGGUUCCAUGCCCUCAAUGCAACAGUCUAGUAUGAGCACCCAACAACAUGGGUCUCUCCCCAUGAUGUCCACACAACCCAACAUGAGGAAUGCAAUUCAGCCUGGUGUUUCGACUUUGGACUCGGCACAAGGGAACAGUUUAAAUCAAUUGCAGCAAGGUGCAAUGAGUUCUCUUCAGCCAAGUGGAGUUGGGGUUGGCCCUCUUUCUCAAAAUUCUUCAGGAAAUCCCCCUCAAAACUUGAGCACACUGAAGCUGCAGUUGCAGCAAAGACACAUUCAUCAGCAACUUAUCCAGCAUAAACAACAGUUAAUGCAACAACAGCAGCAGCAGCAGCCUCAACUGCAUCAUCAACAACAACAACAACAGUUUCAGCAUCAGCAGAUGCAGAAGCAACAACAAGCAACUUCUCAUUUGCAGGGUCAUCAAAUCCCUCAAAUUCACCAAAUGAACGAUGCCAACAAUGAGAUGAAGGUGAACCCUACUUUGGGCGUCAAGCCAAUGUUUCAGCAACACCACCAAUUGGGGGGGCAACGUCAAACUUACCAUCAUCAACAGCUGAAGCCUGGUUCGCCCUUUCCGGCCUCUUCCCCUCAACUUCUCCAAGCCUUGUCACCGCAAAUAUCUCAGCACUCAUCGCCCCAAAUAGACCAGCAAAAUUUGUUGGCUCCCUCUCUUCCAAAGGCGGGGACUCCUCUUCAAACUGCUAGCUCACCUUUUGUUGUUCCUUCACCGUCAACUCCUCUGGCCCCCUCGCCUUUACCGGCUGACUCUGAGAAGCAGCAGUCUUCUGGUGUCACGACUGUUUCAAACUCUACAAAUAUAGGGAAUCAACUACAGACAGUUAUUCCAUUGAAUCAGGUGGCCCAAUCAAUGGCAAUUGGUACACCAGGGAUCUCAGCAUCUCCCUUAUUGGCUGAGUUUGCUAGUCUGGAUGGGAAUCAGGGUAAUGUGCCUGCUUUACUCCAAGGUGACAAGUGUACUGAGCGACCCUUGGAGCGCUUGAUGAAAGUGGUAUCAUCAAUGUCAGCAAAAGCUUUUAGCUCAUCUAUAAGUGAUAUUGGCUCGGUUGUGGGAUUGAUUGAUCGAAUGGCGGGAUCGGCCCCAGGCAAUGGCUCUAGGGCAGCUAUUGGUGAGGACUUGGUGGCUGUGACAAAAUGCCGUCUUCAAGCAAGGAGCUUGAUGUCUCAAGAUGGAAGUGCAGCAGCUAAGCGAAUGAGGAGGAGCAUGAGUUCUAUGCCCUUGAACACAGUAUCAUCAGCUGGAAGUGUGAACAAUAGUUUUCGAGAACUGAAUUGUGUGGAAUCCUCUGAAAUAGAGUCGACUGCAACUUCUAGAAUUAAGAAGCCCAAAGUAGAGGUAAACCAGUCUCUGUUGGAAGAGAUCAAAGAGAUAAAUCAGAGGUUGAUUGACACUGUUUUAGAUAUAAGCGACGAGGACACAGAUUCAGCAGCAGCUGCAGCUGAGGGCAGAGAAGGGACAGUGGUUAGAUGCUCCUUCAAUGCUGUAGCUCUGAGCCCUAGCAUGAAAUCCCAAUAUGCGGCCGCACAAGUGUCACCAAUCCUACCAUUGCGGUUGCUUGUUCCAGCAAAUUAUCCCAAGUGUUCUCCCAUUCUUCUUGACAAGUUACCAGUUGAAACAUGUAAGGAGUUUGAAGAUCUAUCAAGCAAGGCCAAGUCGAGGUUCAGUGUAUCAGUUCGGGACCUUUCUCAGCCCAUGUCAUUAGGUGACAUGGCAAGGACAUGGGAUGCAUGUGCACGUAAGGUGGUGGCGGAGUAUGCACACCAGAGUGGAGGUGGCAGUUUUAGCUCACGAUAUGGCUCUUGGGAGAGUUGCGUUAGCGCUUGAUCGAUCGAUCUAUCUAUCAUAAGCUUUCCUUAUGUGCCAAAGAAUCGGUGGUGGAGAUGUACAUUUGUGCAUGGCAAUCGAAGGCUUGCAGACAUAUUAAUUUGUUCAUGUCUUUUUCCUUGUACCAUUGUGUGUGUGUGUGUGUGAUAGUCUUUUAUUUGUGCUUUUUAUGGUUUUUUUUUUUGGGGGUUCGGUGGGGGUGUGAGGUUGCGGUUGUGGGCUGAGGUGAGAAGGGGUGAAAGAUAAGGGAGAAAGUAAGAGGAAGGGGGGAUGUGAGAAAUAAGAGUGUGGAAUACGUGGAAAAGAGAGAAGGUGAUAGAAUUGAAUGAUUUCACCCCCAUUUCCCCAAGGAAAAAUAGAAGCAUGCCAGGUACAUACAUAUAAGGUUGGAGUGCUUAGCCUGUGUUUUUUA